UGGAGUGCUGGACCCAUAUUUCCAUUUUUCAACUUCAGAGUUUCACCUUCUAAAGCGCAAAGUCGCGAAGCAAGGAGAAUCGAAAACCGUUGCGCAUAAACGAUUCUCUGAAUUUUAGGGAACCACGAACUCAACCAUGGUGGAUUCUUUUGCGUGUAUUAUGUGAUCAUGAUUACCAUGGGAGCGAUUAUGGCUUGAAGAAUUUCAUUUUAAAAGUUCAAUUGCACCAUUUUAAAGGUCUUUGCUUUACAUUUUCAUGAUGGAUUCUCAAAGUUCAGUGGCUGCUGAACUUCCUCAAAUGCUACCUCCACCACUGGGAAGUUUUGCUAAUCGUGAACAACUAAUUGAGCAUGUUGGGGAUUUUGCAAUCUCACAGGGAUACGUAGUUAGCAUUAAGAAAUCUAGAAAAGACAGAGUUGUGGUACUUGGCUGUGAUAGGGGCGGUGUUCAUAGGACUAGGAAUAGAACUUCAGAGACAGAGCCUGCAGAAUGCACGCGAAAGCGAAAAAAUGGUUCCCGGCAUAUUAACUGUCCUUUCGAAGUCAUGGGUAAAUAUGAUAAUGGAGUGUGGUAUUUAAUUGUAAAAGAUGGAACUCAUAAUCAUGAACCAUUAAAGGACAUUUCCGAACACCCGGCUGCUCGUCGAUUCACUGAGGAUGAGGUCAUACGGAUAAAAGAGAUGACAGAAGCUGGUCUUAAGCCACGUCAGAUUUUAAAAAAAUUGAAGCAGAGCAAUCCAGAACUUUUAUCUACUCCAAAGCAUCUUUACAAUGUCAAAACCAAGCUAAAACAAGGGAAUCUUACUGUCAGAAAUUACAAGGCUUUUAGACCUCAGAAAGCGUCAACUGGAAGUUCCCAGGCUCCAGGCAAUCCACCUUCUACUGAGCCAUCUUGGAGGCAUCGUUUCACGAAAAUACCGAAUUUCAUUGGUGGCCAAUUUGUGGAGUCACAAUCAACCGCAACCGUCGAUAUUUUAAAUCCUGCUACUCAGAAAGUUGUAUCUAUACUUUCUUUAACAACCAUCGGAGAACUUAAAGCUGCAGUGUUUGCAGCGAAAUGCGCAUUUCCUUCAUGGAGAAAUACACCAGUCAUCUCACGAAAACGAAUUAUGUUAAAGCUUCUAGAACUUAUUCAGAGGGACAUGGAUAAACUUGCUGGAAUUAUUACAUCUGAAGGGGGAAAAACACUGAAAGAUGCCUAUACUGAUGUGAAUUAUGGCCUUGAGGCUUUGGAUUGUGCUUGUGGAAUAAAAACUCCACAGAUGGGACUGUUUGUUUCAAAUUUAUCCAAUGGACUAGAUAUCUACAGCAUUAGGGAGCCUCUUGGUGUUUGUGCCGGAAUUUGCCUUCCCAACUUCCCUGCCAUAAUUUCUUUAUGGAUGUUUCCUGUGGCAGUUCUGUGUGGUAACACUUUCAUUUUGAAAUCAUCAAUGAAGGAUCCAGGCGUGUCUAUGAUCCUUGCGGAGUUGGCUUUGGAAGCUGGUUUGCCGAAUGGUGUCCUGAACAUAGUCCAUGGCACUGAUGAUAUUGUCAGUGCUAUUUGUGACGAUGAUGAUGUUAGAGCUGUAACAGUUGCUGCUUCUAAAGUGUAUGGCAUGCAUGUACAAUCAAGAGCUUCAGCUAAAGGGAAGCGGGUUCAGUCAUACACAGAAGGGAGAAGUCAUAUGAUUGUCAUGCCUGAUGCAAAUGCAGAUGCUACUCUGAAUGCUAUUGUUCCUGUGGCUUUUAUAUCUGAAGGAGAAAGGUGUUUUGCACUUAGUACAGUGAUAUUUGUUGGAGACUCGAAGCCAUGGGAAUGCGAAUUGGUAGGAAAGGCAGAGGUGCUUAAAGUGAAUGCUGGUACUGAACCAGAUGCAGAUAUUGGUCCAGUGAUGAGUAAACAGGAGAAGGAAAAAAUAUGCAAAUUGAUACAAAGUGCUGUUGAAAGGGGUGCCCGACUCAUUCUUGAUGGCAGAAACAUAACGGUUUCUGGAUAUCAACAGGGUAAUUUUAUUGGCCCAACUAUUGUAUGUGAUGUCACAGUAGACAUGGAAUGCUUCAGGGAGAAGAUCUACGGGCCAGUUCUUCUCUGUAUGCAGGUUGAUAGUUUAGAAGAGGCUAUUAUCAUUAUCAAUGAAUGCAGACAUUGUAAUGGAGCAUCUAUAUUUACGUCAUCUGGGGCAUCUGCUAGAAAGUUUCAGACACUAAUUGAGGCUGCACAGGUUGGCAUCAAUGUCCCCGUUUCAGUUCCUAUGCCCUUCAUUUCAUCUGGUGACCCAGAGGCCCCAUUUGCAGGACAAACUGGAAUUCAAUUUUAUACUAAACUUAAAACAGUUAGGCAACAGUGGGACGAGUUUCUAAAGGAUGAUGAAGUAGGUGUACCAAUGUUUGCUUCUCCAACUCCAGAACCAAUAAUUUCAAGUCAAGAGGGUCCAGAGCCGGAGCUCGGUAUUGAGGGUGUUUGAGUGCAGUCAUUUUUUGUACGUACUGCAAGUUUCACUUUACUCUCUAUUGUAAAUGCUUCAGGCCAAUUGACAAAAUUGGAUGAGCCAUUGGUAGUUUGAUACUGCUGAGCCCUAAGGUCUUCAAAUUUUGUCAUAUCAUUGCUGUUUUUGCUUAUGAAGAAUUCUCAAUGAAAUCAAGUUAUGGCCUUGUUUGGCAAA
Spinacia oleracea (spinach) is the source of this 2641-nucleotide messenger RNA. RefSeq names its product methylmalonate-semialdehyde dehydrogenase [acylating], mitochondrial. Gene Ontology annotation, cellular component: mitochondrion. The transcript is spliced from 20 exons. Gene Ontology annotation, molecular function: methylmalonate-semialdehyde dehydrogenase (acylating, NAD+) activity. The coding region runs from base 257 to 2443 and encodes 728 amino acids. NCBI's taxonomy places the organism in Eukaryota, Viridiplantae, Streptophyta, Magnoliopsida, Caryophyllales, Amaranthaceae. The record is from RefSeq and is a predicted model, not a curated record. Gene Ontology annotation, biological process: L-valine catabolic process; thymine catabolic process.